AUGCGAAUUAUCCGAGUUUUUGCAUUUUUUGUUUAUGGUAACAGAUAUGAAGAGCCUGAAUAUGCCUUACAGUGGUCUAUCUCUGAAUCUGGAUCUGAAACGAACGUAAGUGAAGGCGAUUGGGAAGCCACAAAUAACUGUCCGCCUGGACAACCAGGACCACCCGGAGAACCAGGAGAGCCAGGUGUGGAUGGCGUGGACGGUGAUCCAGGAAAACCUGGCAGAGAGGGCGAGUACGAGAGUCCAAUGACAGGCGCAUGCUCA
Messenger RNA from Anisakis simplex (herring worm), 264 nucleotides. Lineage: Eukaryota; Metazoa; Nematoda; Chromadorea; Rhabditida; Anisakidae. The record is from the annotation of a GenBank genome assembly.